This is a messenger RNA of Salmo salar (Atlantic salmon), 13168 nucleotides long. The record is from RefSeq and is a predicted model, not a curated record. NCBI's taxonomy places the organism in Eukaryota, Metazoa, Chordata, Actinopteri, Salmoniformes, Salmonidae.
GGCAGGCAAUGCUUGUCUUAUAGCCCCAUGUCUUUUCAGUAAGCAAUAUUGAUGAGCCUCUGCAACAUGUCUAACCUGUGUGAGUGGUAUGUACUAGACCAGAGCUAGAGGAAAAUAACAUGUUUUCUUCUGGAUGGGAAGGCUUGUUUUGUUGAAAGAAGAAAGAAGAUAAGCUGGGAGGGGGAAUAACUGGCAACUGCCAUUCCCCCCUUCCACAUAGAGACAAGAAAAAACGGAGGCUACUGGAGUAUUUGUUUUUUUCUUUCGUUCUUUGUUCUUCUUCUUCCUCAUCGCCUUGCUGGGAGGUGCUUUAUCUUUUCAUUUGCUUGCUCUCUCCAUCCUCUGCCUCCUCAUCUAUUUCUCCAUUUACCUGGUCUACAAUUUCUUCUAUUUAUGAACGAGAAAAGGAAGGAAAGAGAUUAUUUUUCUUCCUUUUUUAAUUUCCUUAUCCAUUCUCCCCUCCCUUACCAUUCCUAGAACUCCCAAUCUUUCCCCCGUCACCCACGCUCCCCCUCCCCCCAUUUCUCCACUCACUGUCCACCCCAUAACUUUGACUAGUUUUUGAAUCCACCAGUGUUUCAAUUAUCCAGAUUUUUCCGCCAGAAAAGACAAGCUGGUUGAUGACACUAUUUUACCUUUUUCAUGUUUUUACCUUUUCCUAUUUUGUACCUCUUCUUCUCCCACAAUCCUUUGCAUCUCUAUUUUGGGGAUUCUUAUUUAUAUUUAUAGGUAGGUCUCUUAGUGUUUAGUGUCCGUCUCAAUCUGUUUGUGUGUGUUACGCAUCCACAUAACACACACACACACACACACACACACGUUAAUCCACAGUAUGGCUUGGUAGAGGAAUGGUUCUUUCAUCAAAUCAUUCAGCUGGUACUUGUUUUCAUGACAUGCCAUCCCCCUAUGCUCUUUCUCUCCAUCCCAAACAUCACCUUUUUGCUUUUGACCUCCAUCAAAACCACAGUGAUUCAUCCUGCAACGCCUUUCUCUCUUCUCAGAGGAGCACAUUUUCUCUCACAGUAUUGCACAACAGUCUCUUCUUCUCCCAUUAAAUGUGUAACUGCCUCCGUUUCCUUCUAUUGAAUCAUUUUACUCACACAGGAGGAGACUAAUGCAAGGUCCCAAGGCAAACUCCAUAUCUAGCAAAAAAGGAAUAAACCAAUAUAUUAUACUGUUCCCAUCUCAUCCUGCACCUCUUAUGAAACCACUGCUGUCUGAUGAAGACUGUCAAACAUUAUCUGUAGAUCUGCGCUUAAUACUCACUUGUUUCUCAUUCUACUGGUCUAUCACCUGUUUAUGCAUCUCUCUCUACCCCCCACCCCCUCUCCUAUCACUCUCACUCCCUCUGACACACAAGCACUCCAAGAUAAUGGACUAAAACCCUUGCUGCAAUUCUUUACCUUUCAGAGGAUUUUUUUUUCAUUCUUUUCUCAUCUGUCGCUCUCAUUUUAAGCGCCAUUCAUCUCUAUUCCAGCGUUGUUUUCCACCUACACCCCCACAUUUUUAAUUAUCCAGUCAUUUCUUUAUUUGUUGCUCCAUCUUUUUCAUUUGCCAUCAGAAAAUUAUUCACAUAUCCUAAAGUUCUAUAUGUUGGAGGGUAAUUUUGUUUUUCAGAUAUAAUUUGAGAGUUAUGUUUACUUAUAUGGGGAAUCAUUUUUGUGAGUUAUUACUGGGACUACUGGGAUAUAUUUUAAGGGGCAGGUAAUUUAGUGUAAUUAUUUUGGAACAAUGUUUAGCAAUAGAAGGAAAGUGUUGACAGGGUGGUGAAAAGGUUGUAGGGAAUUAGGUUUAUUGCAAACUAACCAAAAAAACAGACUUUUUGGUGAGAGAGGGAGAGAGAGAGGGAGAGUGAGAGGGAAAGAGAGUGUAUUAAUACAGCAAUAGACAUAGACAUAGAUAAGUAGAGCAAACCACAAUUCAUUCUCUCUCCACCUCUCUUUAUAUUUCCUUUUGUUCUUGAAGUAGAAUGUUAUGAUUCUCCUCUACAUUAUAUGAAGAUAUUGGGGAAUGGGAUUUUUUUUUAAAUAUUCUUCACAAUGAUAAAUGCAUUCUGGAUGUAGCUGUUUUCCUGAGGAAUUACUCUCUCGGAUUGGACUCCAAAUGAAAGCCUCUAAUUAACUGUUAAUUGAAAUUCAGGACUUUUUGGUGUUUUUUUCUGAAUGGACUAAAGCUGAUUUUAAUACUUUUUUCUACUAAUGAAUUUUAAUGGGAUUUUACUAUCAAGGAUUAAGAACUCAACAUCUUUUAUCUUCUAGUGAUAUAUUUGUGAUUGUUACAAUUUCUCCUAUCUACAAACACAAUUACAUUUACAAUCACUCAGUAUUAAGGGUUAAUUAGUUCACCCUCCCUCAGUCUGAGGCUAUGAGAGGGAGAGAGGAGUCCCAGGCCACACCAUCAUGCUACUUCUGAGAAGCAGGGAUGACAUUUUGGCUGCCAAUACACAAGGUAUUACAUUUCCACUCCUCGAUUAUGCCUGUCUGCGGCUGCCACAGCCCCUCCCACCCUCAGGAAAGGCGAGCGUCCCCCACGCCCCUGCCCCCCCAGGAGGUGAGACGUCCUCCCCGGCGCCGUGCGGCCCUCUCCUCCCUCUCCCUGUCCCUCCUGGGCCUCCUGAUGUGCCUGUUUCACCUGCCCCCUGCCUGUCACUCUCGCAGAGACAAGGGCGGGGGCGUGGCCCACUACAUCCCCAUGGCCCAGCCCCCCCACCACCAGGUGCUGCCCAAGCUGGUGCAGGGCCUCAGCAUCGCCGUGGUGCUGGUGGGCAACUCUAGCGAGGUAGCGUUGGCGGGCGCCCGGGAGAAGGACGACUUCCUGCACAUGCCGCUGGCGCCCAAUGUGGAAGUACUCACCAUGAACGAGACGGACCCCAAGAGCAUCAUCAAGAGCAUCUGUGACCUGAUGACAGAGCACUGGUUGCAGGGCGUGGUGUUCGGGGACGAUACGGAUCAGGAGGCCAUAGCCCAGAUCCUGGACUUCAUCUCUGCACAGACACACAUCCCCAUCCUGGGGGUCCGCGGGGGCUCCUCCAUGAUCAUGGCUGCCAAGGAUGACAACUCUAUGUUCUUCCAGUUCGGCCCGUCCAUCGAGCAGCAGGCCUCGGUCAUGCUCAACAUCAUGGAGGAGUACGACUGGUACAUCUUCUCCAUCGUCACCACAUACUACCCCGGAUACCUGGACUUUGUCACCAAGAUCCGGAGCACCAUAGAGAACAGCUUUGUGGGCUGGGAGCUGGAGGAGGUUCUGCUGCUGGACAUGUCAGUGGACGAUGGAGACUCGAAGAUCCAGAACCAGCUGAAGAAGCUGCAGAGCCCCGUCAUCCUGCUGUACUGCACUAAGGAGGAGGCCAACACCAUCUUCGAAGUGGCCCACUCCGUAGGGAUCACGGGCUACGGCUACACCUGGAUCGUCCCCUCGCUGGUAGCUGGGGACGCUGAAGUGAUCCCUGCCGAGUUCCCUACAGGUUUAAUCUCUGUGUCGUAUGACGAGUGGGACUACGGCCUGGAGGCUCGCGUGCGCGAUGGGGUGGCUGUCAUCGCCAUGGCAACCUCCACCAUGAUGCUCGACAGGGGGGCACACACCCUGAUGAAGUCUGAGUGCCACGGGGCCACGGACAAGAAGGGGCCCAUUGCUGGGAACCCCAAUGAGGUGCUCAGGUACCUGAUGAACGUGACGUUUGAGGGCCGGAACCUGUCCUUCAGUGAGGACGGCUACCAGAUGCAUCCCAAACUGGUCAUCAUCCUACUGGACAAGAUGAGGCAGUGGGACAAGGUGGGGAAGUGGGAGAAUGGCUCCCUGUCCAUGAAGUACCACGUCUGGCCUCGCUUUGAGAUCUACUCAGGGGCAGAGAGCCGGGAGGACGACCACCUUUCCAUCGUCACGCUGGAGGAGGCUCCGUUCGUCAUCGUGGAGGACGUGGACCCCCUCAGUGGCACGUGUAUGAGGAACACUGUGCCCUGCAGGAGACAGCUCCAAACAAUGCUCGCGGGAAAUAAAACCAUAGAUUCUGGGAUCUAUAUCAAGCGCUGCUGUAAGGGUUUCUGCAUCGACAUCCUGAAGAAGAUCGCCAAGCACGUCAAGUUCACCUACGACCUCUACCUGGUGACCAAUGGAAAACACGGCAAGAAGAUCAACGGCACCUGGAACGGCAUGGUGGGAGAGGUGGAGACGAAGAAGGCCCACAUGGCGGUGGGCUCCCUCACCAUCAACAAGGAGAGGUCAGAGGUCAUUGACUUCUCGGUGCCCUUCAUCGAGACAGGCAUCAGCGUCAUGGUAUCCCGUAGCAACGGCACCGUCUCGCCCUCUGCCUUCCUCGAGCCCUUCAGUGCUGAUGUGUGGGUGAUGAUGUUCGUGAUGCUGCUGCUGGUGUCGGCGAUUGCUGUGUUUGUGUUUGAGUACCUCAGCCCUGUGGGCUACAACCGCUGUCUGGCUGACGGUAGAGAGCCUGGAGGACCCUCCUUCACCAUCGGCAAGGCCAUCUGGCUGCUAUGGGGUCUGGUCUUCAACAACUCUGUCCCAGUGCAGAACCCCAAGGGUUGGACCAGUAAGAUCAUGGUGUCGGUGUGGGCCUUCUUCGCUGUCAUCUUCCUGGCCUCCUACACUGCCAACCUGGCAGCCUUCAUGAUCCAGGAGGAGUAUGUGGACCAGGUGUCUGGACUCAGCGACAAGAAGUUCCAGAGACCCAAUGACUUCUCCCCUCCGUUCCGGUUUGGGACGGUCCCUAACGGCAGCACGGAAAGGAACAUCAAGAACAACUACAAGGAGAUGCAUGGCUACAUGAUCAAGUUCCACCAGAAGAAUGUGGACGAGGCCCUCUAUGGUCUGAAGACUGGUAAACUGGACGCCUUCAUCUACGACGCAGCAGUGCUGAACUACAUGGCCGGAAGGGACGAGGGCUGUAAGCUGGUGACCAUUGGCAGUGGGAAAGUGUUUGCCUCCACGGGCUACGGCAUCGCCAUCCAGAAGGAGUCUGGCUGGAAGAGACACGUCGACCUGGCCAUCCUUCAGCUCUUUGGAGACGGUGACAUGGAGGAGCUGGAGGCCAUGUGGCUGACAGGGAUCUGCCACCAUGAGAAGAACGAGGUGAUGAGCAGCCAGCUGGACGUGGACAACAUGGCCGGCGUCUUCUACAUGCUGGGGGCGGCCAUGGCUCUGUCGCUCAUCACCUUCAUCGCCGAGCAUGCCUUUUACUGGCAACUGCGCUUCUGCUUCAUGGGCUACUGCACGGGCAAGCCAGGCUUCGUCUUCUCCAUCAGCAGGGGCAUCUACAGCUGCAUCCACGGGGUUCAGAUCGAGGAGAAGAGCAGCUCAGCUCUCGACUCUCCAUCGGUCACCAUGAACAACACCCAAUCCAACAUCCUGCGUCUGCUCCGAACCGCUAAGAACAUGGCCUCCCUGUCCGGGGUUAACGGCUCACCUCACAGCGCCCUGGACUUCAUCCGUCGUGAGUCAUCCGUCUACGACAUCUCCGAGCACCGCCGCAGCCUGGCAGGUCACUCGGACUGCAAGCCUCCGUACAUGCCGGAGGAUAACAUGUUCAGUGACUACAUCAACGAGGUGGAGAGGACGUUCGGGAACCUCCACCUGAAGGACAGCAACCUGUACCAGGACCACUACCUGCACCACCACGGAGGCUCUGCCCUGGGGCUCAGCGGCCCGCCACUUAACAGACCCCACAGCCUGGGCAGCAACAGCUCUCUGGAAGGGGGCAUGUUUGACUGUGACAGUUUAGGGGGAGGAGUGGCACCCAUCUUCACCACCCAGCCACGCUCUGCCCUGACCCACAGGAACAUGAGUAAGUUUGACCUGAUUGCCGGUCAGAACCCACCCUCCGGGCCAGGCUUCAAAUCGGGACUUUCAGACCUGUACGGAAAGUUCUCUUUCAAGGGAGGGGCCUCCAGCUCAGGUUACAUCCCCGGGCACGACAGGUACUGUGGGGGAGGGGGCAGAGAGGAUGACGGAAACAUUCGUUCAGACGUUUCAGACAUCUCCACUCACACUGUCACCUACGGGAACCUGGAGGGCAACGCUAAAAAGCGUAAACAGUAUCGCGACAGCCUGAAAAAGAGGCCCGCCUCGGCCAAGUCGAGACGAGAGCUGGAUGAGAUUGAGCUGGGCUACCGGAGAAAGCCCUACCACACAGGCUACCACCACUACCACGGCCACCGCUCCUCCUCCCCGCCCCUACUGGCCUCCGAACGCAAGAGAGGAGGAGGGGGCAAUGCAGGGAGCACAUCCUACCUGUUCCGUGACAAAGAGAGUGUGAGGGAUUUCUAUUUGGAUCAGUUCCGCCCCAAAGAUGGUGUCCCCCAAUGGGAACAUGUUGAUCUGACAGACGGUCCUGGAGGGGGGGGUGGAGGGGGCGGGGACUGCACCAGUUUGGUGUCAGUGGACGACUUUCUGAAACAAAAUAAACCCAAAAAAUCAGAGUCUAAGAGUGGGGGAGGCACAUCAGGGGCGGGGUUGGCAGGAGGAGACUGGGAGUGUCGUAACUGCCGUGCCAGCGGAGGAGGGGGAAAGCAGAUGUCGAUGCAUGGCAGCGGGGCGGGGGAGAGGGGAGGUGGGUACGGUGGAGGGGUUAGUUGUGGAUCCUCGGGCGGUGGAGGGAACAGCCGUCCCAGCUCUGCCACCUGCAUGCGCUGCGAGGGCUGCAAAAAGACAGGCAACCUGUACGACAUCAGUGAGGACAACAACCACCUCUUGGAACAGAUGGGGGGUGGGAAAGGCGGAGGCAUGGGAGCUGUGGGGUUAAGUGGAGGCGCCCAACCUCAAUCUCAAGCCCAGCGUAGGAAGUCUGCCGGCUUUGGAAAGCCCCUCCGACGGCAACACUCGUGCGACACCUUCGUAGACCUUCAGAAAGAGGAGGCAGUCGGAGUCAGGGGGGUCAUGGGGGAUCUAGGAGGGGGCGGUGGGGGCAUGGGGGGUGUAGGAAUGGGCGGGAUGUUGCCUCCUCCCAGAAGUGUUAGCUUAAAAGAGAAGGAGCGCUACAUGGAGGGUGUUAGCCCCUUCGCCCACAUAUUUGAGAGGCAUGGAGGCUCAGAGAGGGAGAAGGAGCGAGACAGAGACCCCCUGUUCUACGGUGGUGAGAUGGCCAAAGAAGCAGGGUCGCCGUUCGGCUUGUUCCGAGGUGGCGAUGGCCUUCACCGCCGCUCAGUGGGGGAGAGGGACAUGAGGGACAGAGAAAGAGCCAUGAUGGAAGGCGGUGGAGGAGGAACCUACUCCUUAUCCAAAUCUCUCUACCCGGAUAGGGUCAACCAAAACCCCUUUAUUCCAACCUUUGGUGACGACCAGUGUCUCUUGCAUGGCGCCAAACAAUACUACAUGAAAAAGCAACAGCAGCAGCAGCAGAUGCCCCCCAAAAACAGCCGAAGUGACUUCCGGGGCUCGGUGGGUGUGACGUCUUUCUUGCCAGCGACUGCCACUGCUGGGGUCAUGUCCACCGUGGCCCCCAGGUUCCCUAUGGAGCUGUGUCUGGGAGGGAACCUCCACGGCUCCACGCUGGGUGUGGGGCCAAUACAGCGUCCGUUCAAUGGCAGCAACGGGCACGUGUACGAGAAACUCUCCAGCAUAGAGUCAGACGUGUGAGAGAGGAGACUGGGUGGGGAGGCACGGAGGGAGGGAGGCAUGGCAUUAGUGCUGGGAAGUCAGGGAUGAUGGGGCACCACUGUCCACAUUGCAACCACAACACUUGUUACAAGGAAGGAGAACAGUCAGGGAAGAGAAGAUGAACGACAGAAUGGUGAAAAGGUUCGACAGAAGAGAGCAGGGUGAGUUAGAAGGAAAGAUGGGGACAUUCAUGCCCUGUUAUUUUGUUACAAAACAAUGAAUUCAAGAGGUGACACGUGGGUAGGGUUAUGUUAACUCUAUUAUUUAUUUGGCCGUUGCCAUCAACACACUCAAAAAGAACACAAAAUUGACACCUCUGAAUGUGAUAUUACAAGUUUGAGCCAAAUGGCUUAGAGUCACACCUACAGAGUGAUUAUGAGAAGGGAAUGUGAGUGAGUAGUGAAGUGUCCAUCUGGUCAAGUGUUAUUAGAGAAAGGAGAUGUUGUCAUGACUCAUGUUUAUGAUAGCUCUGAGGCCGAAAAUGAGUUUGGCCGUGUUUACCCCGUGCACUAACUCUUCCUUUUUCGCCUCUACACUCUUAGAGAAAAGGAUUCCAAAAGGGUUAUUUGGCUGACCCCAUAGAAGAACCCUUUUUGUUUCCAGGUAGAAUCCUUUAUGGUUCCAGGUCCACCCUCUGUAGAACAGGUUCUACAUGGAACCCAGAAGGGUUCUACCUGGAACCUAAAGGGUUGUACCUGUAACCAAAAAAGAUUCUUCAAAGGUUAUUUUAUGGGGACAGCCGAAGAACCCUUUAAGGUUCUAGAUAGCACCUUUUUCUAAGUGAGUUGUUCUGCUCCCUUACACUCUCUGCUCCCUUCUGCUCCCUCCCUUUGACUCUUGUUUGUUAUGAUAAUUCAAUCAUAAAUGGAAAUAAGAUAUUCUUACUGAAAUAACAGGGUAAAACAACAAUAAUGUUAUUAACAUUGUGAUUAACAAAAGUGAUAUUUUGAAGUGCUUAUGACAUUAAGUUUGUUUUAUGUUCCUUUGAUAUUUCAAUACUGUUUAAUAUUUGUUGUUAUUUCUUUGUCUGCCCGAUGGUGGCAGGAAGCUUGUUAUCUAAUUCAACUAACAAGCCUGAAGGACUGAGUGAAAAGUCAUUAGGUCUCUUGUUUUUGUUUUAAUGAUAUACAGUCCAUGCUCAUUCAUUAAUUUGCUGUUUUUAAAAUUGUUACGGAAAGAUCUGGAAGACAUCAUUUGCACAGUGCUGAACGGUUCUUCUUUGUUUGAAGUUUCAAGAGAUUUCACACCCUGUUUCUGAACAGGUCAACAACUGUGAAAGACAUCUCUUGUCAUAAAGCAGAUGGCUGAAGAUACUGACUGAAGGCCUUAAAGGACUCCAGAUGAUGUGUACCCCAGAGAGCUCAGCAGGGGGGCGUGGUGUAACGGCAUGAUGCGUACUGAACACGGUGUUAAGAUGUGUGCAAUAUCCACUUGUCUUGAAGGGAAAACGUGCUGCUCUGAAACCAAGUCAUUAUUUACAGAUGUGAGACUGAGAGACUGUGGUGUGUUUCAAGACAAUAACAUAUUUGAUAACUAACACUUAACUUGAUGUGGACAUUUAUUACACAGACAUUACAAUACCAUCGGAAGUGCUUCAUAAACCUGCCACACACCCAUACUAAAGAACACCACAUAUACUGUCAGACUGCUGUGCCUCAUCUAACAAGCAUUUGAUCAACCCUUUUGGAUUCAGGUUCUUAGAAAACAGCCAGCAGCCUCCUAGGCUCACUUUUUAACACACCACUUAUCUCGUAAAAGCCGUUGCGUUCACGCUCUGAAGUUAGGAAGGUCCAUACGGGCUUAUGAGACACAUUGAAGAAGCAUUGUGAAUGGAGUUUUACUUCACGUCAGUCAGAGUGUUUCAUGUGUAUUAUAGGCGUAUGCUCUGUAAUUCUAAAUUUAACUCAAAUCCUCUUAAAAGAUGUUGUUGCCCAAAGAAGAUGGUAAUGGUAUUGAUUAAAGGCUGAAUGUAAGUCGUGAGGAUGUCUCUAAAAGGGACAUUCCUCCUCAGACUGAGGCAGUUAGACGGAGGAUAUCUUGGGAAUGCUCACGCUGUAUGCUUUGACAGAUGUUGACAGUACUUUUAACCUGAGACCUCUAUAUUGCACUGAACCUCCACCCCCCUGGGUUCAGACUUUCAGAAAUACAUGCCUUAUCAUAUGAAACUGACUGAUGACACAAGAUAUUGUACAGCGUACGAGCCUAUCAGUUAUUUAAAGGUUUGUCUUCAAUUAGUAUGAGGUGUCAUGUGUUCAAGGGCUGCAGGAAAUUGUGUUUCAGUGCUGAAUGGAGAUUGAAGGUGCUGAGGGAGUAGAUUGCGCCGAGUCAUUCCUACUUCCAAUAUGAUCAAACUGCACCUCUGUAAUAUGGAGGUGGGAGAUGGAGGGGAAAUGAUUGAGUGAUAACAGCUGUUUUCCUAGACCUGCUGCUAAUCUAUUCAUUUAUUCAGUACCCACCUCUUUCUCCAUACUAUUAAGAUGAAACCCUUCAUGUUAGCCUUAAAUCAAACGGAGUCAACACCCCCCAUGAAUUACUUCACAAAUGGAUGGGUAUCUUUGGACUUUUUAUCUGCACAUGUUUUGGAUGGUCGUCCAAUAUCAGAAAGUUUGAAGAAGCAAUGGAAAAGAAGAGGAAGAAAUAAGAGAGAGUGAGAAAGAAAAUAGAGUUAUUAUCAAUCAAUGUCAGCAUUAGUAUGUUCUCUUUUUCCCUGUAAAUAUAUUUAAAAGCUUUUUUCCCUUUGUACAGUAGGCAGACAGUCAGGAUGUAACUUUCAAUAUGUUUUACAACAAUUUAAGAAAUAAACCAAAUGGUAAUAAAAACAUAAAAAUACAAAAACAAAAAUAUGCAAAAUAUAGUUAAGACAAAUAUGAUUAAUAAUGAUAAGUGAUAUGAUUGAACCUUUUAUUUGCUUUAAAUCUCAUGUUUACUUAAUUAUAAAAGUUCACCAGUAAAUAUAAUUAUUAUUUUAAGAAUAUGCUUUUGCUUAAUUUCAGUAAAGUGUUGGAAAUUGAAGAUAAUUUAGUGUAGACGUUUGGUGAUAAGGGGGAAGGUUUAGUUUACGAGUCUUUGCUAAGUUUCCCUUGAAUUGUGUUAGAUUCUCUUUUAAUUAAGAUAGGCUACUCUUCAUGCUUUACGGGACACACACAAUUAUCUAUACAUUUAUGUAAUACAGUAUUACAUGUAUACAUACCAGUAGAUGGCUUUUGCAUAUAGAGACUGUAUAUUGUGAUCCUUCAUUUAAGCAAUCCUCAUUAAUUAAGUAAUUGACUGCAAGAUAAUUUGUGUUAUGUUGCCCUUUAUUCAACUGGGAUCUGAUGCCGAUUGCACUGGUGUCGAUAGAGUCUACACUACGCAGGACUGGCUCUUCCUCCUCAUUCUGUGUAUCUUUAAUAAGGAUAAUACUGAUAUCUUCAGUGAUACGUGUCAGUAGCACUGGGCACAACACAUUGGACAUUUCCCAGUGUUGCUCUCACACUAACAGAGGAUGGUGGUGCAGAUGGGGUCAAAAGGAAGUGGUGAGCUUCAUCACAUUGAAGAAUCCAUCUGAAAUGGAAAUGCAGUUUUCCAACCCUUUAUAGAAUGAUGAAAUGUUUCGCAUCCAUGUCACCUAAACAUAAAGUGCAGAUGGUUAGAAAUGAAGGGUGAAUCAAGUAAUUCAAGGUAAUGAGUUGACAUCAUUAUGUUCAUUUGGGUUCUUGUCAGAGAAAGAAUGAUAUCCUUUGUGAUGUAUUUAUCCUUGAUCAGAUCUCCACUGUGUGUCAAACUGUUUGGUAUGCAUGUGUGAGGAGGUAUAUAUGUUGUCUAAGACAUUAUUUACUCAUCUGCUAGUUUUUGUCUGAGCAUUAUUGGUUUCAAUAACUUUCAAUGAGUUUAUUUUCCAACUUUUUGGGAGAGAUCAUUUUAGCUUGACAUUUCUCAUUCAAAUGCAUUCAUGUCCAGAGGGUUUUUUCUGAAAAUGGAAAUUGAAAGAUGUGUUUUCACUGCACUCUGUCUGGGUCUGCAUAUUUUUUAUGCAACUCCUCAUGUUGAUUUUACUCAUCGCAAUAAACUGCAUGAUCCCUUGGAGUGUUUGUGUUGGAAUCUACUGGUGUGUUGAUUAGUCUUGAAUGUAAGAAUCCCUUUAAACGUACAGGCCUACAUUGUGAUAUGGAUGGUCAGGAACUCUUCUUGAAAAUGGCACACUGGUCUUAACCGUUUUUUUCACUGAUUGGACAGGGUGGAAUAAAUUGAUACUGCUUUAUACAGGCUGUCAUACCCUUUACCACAACUACUCUACGGCCAGCAAGUGAGAAACAGCAAGCAGUGUUUAUUUCUCCAAGGCCUUUUGGUCCCAGUCACACUCUGUGCACAAGCAUGUCAGUACACAUACACAUUUGUUUAAAUGGGAUAUGAAGCAAAAUGCAAUGUCACAUCAGCCAAAGCAAGGAAAUGCUCUGCCAUGGUAGUGGACUGUAGAACAGGCCGAUGCUAUUGGGUGAAUACUCCAACUGGAACACGUUUAUCUAAUAUGAUAACAAACACCACUACGUCUACAACCACGGUUUAUUCCUGCAUUUCAAAGUUGAAUAAACAACACUGGUUUCAUUGUGUUUUUAUUAUAAUAUUGAUGAAAAGGACUUACAAUUUUUGAACUAUUUAAUUUGUAUAACAAUAUAAACUUUGAUAGUAAUAGUAUUACAAUUAUUACAUUGAGAACACAGUGAUUGGUUACAGGCCUAUUCUCACUUGAGUGCUUUGGACAAAUUAACGAAAAAGUUAAUCUUAUGAAUAUUGAUGGGUUUUGCAAGGAUUAACAUUGCAACUUUAUGCAUUUUUUGUUGUGCUCUCAUUUCUUGUAGAUUGAAUGAAAGUGGUGCACUGUGUGUGUUUUUGUGUGUAUGCUUGAAUGGUUGAUCAGUUGUGGUCGUGUGUUUAUUGGAGCAUAUAACAUGUAUAACGGUUUGAUUUUCUUUUGUCUUCAUGAUUAAGAUUCAUAACAUGACAAAUGUUAUAGUAAUGUGGGUAACAUUGGUUAAGGGGUUGUUGCAAAAUGUAUUUUAUAAAAAAAUAUUAAUUGCUGAGAGUGUGUACAGACAGCCUGCGUUUUAGGGCAAGGUUUGUGAUCUUUCUUUACCCCAGCUGAAUAUCCUGAUUGAAUUUACCAUGAGUAGGUGAAAUGUAACAUGAAUAGUAUCAACUGUAUACAUAUUAUUGUAGGCCAUUAUUUUCUCCUUUUGUGGCCCUUUCUUUGAAAUGUUACACCAUUUUUACACCAUUAUAUAAACAGAAAAGUAUAUACAAAUAAAGAAUUGUACAGAUUGUGUAAAUAUGAAUAUUGGAGAAAACAUUUAAACUCAUUCCUUCAUUUUUUUUGUAUGGAAAUGAUUAAAUUACCCACAAUAACAAAUGAAUAAAGUCAUUGGAUAUUUGCACACAAAAAAUCAUCAUGGUACCUCCAACAAGGAUAAUACUGAUAUCUUCAAUGAUAAGUGCUAAAAUAUGACUUAUUUCUCUUUGUACGUGAUGAACAAAAAUUACGUGUUGAGUAUUAAUUAAAACAUGCCAAGUCUUACAGAUUUGGGGAUGA